Closterium sp. NIES-65 is the source of this 1866-nucleotide messenger RNA. Lineage: Eukaryota; Viridiplantae; Streptophyta; Zygnematophyceae; Desmidiales; Closteriaceae. The record is from the annotation of a GenBank genome assembly.
AUGCUAAGCUCUCUGGUUGCGUCUCUGCUUCCUACCUCCAAGGCUUCUCAGCUGAUCCCUUCUCUCCCUGCCAUGGCUCCCCUCAUUUCCUCCUUCAACGAAAAUGUCCGUCCGAUGCUCGAUGCGAUCGACAAGCUUCGAGUCCUAGGUCUCAAGGAAGAAGGCAUCGAGCUGCCGACGAUCGUCGUCGUCGGCGACCAAUCCAGCGGCAAGUCGUCCGUGCUGGAAAACUUGUCCGGAAUCAACCUGCCGCGAGGCAAGGGGAUCGUUACCCGAGUGCCGUUGAUCCUGAGGUUGCAAUCAUGCGUCGACGGUCAGGAUGAGAUUACGAUCGAAUACACCCCUAUUUCUGAUCUGCCGGGAAUCACACGCGUUCCUAUCGAAGAUCAACCGAAGGACAUUUAUAACCAGGUGAAGGCGAUGAUAAUGAAUUACAUCACUCCGAAGGAGAGCGUGAUUCUGAACGUGCUGGCAGCCGAGGUGGAUUUCUCCACGUGCGAGUCUAUCGUCAUGUCGCAAGAGGUGGACCCUGAUGGCGAUCGCACCCUGGCUGUCGUCACCAAGGUCGACCGCGCUCCUGAUGGGCUCUACGAGAAGAUUCAGUCGAAUUCCGUGCGGAUCGGGCUUGGAUACGUGUGUGUCCGGAACAAGACUGAUGCGGACGCUACUCAUGACGAUGCAAGGCGAGCGGAAGCGGUUUUCUUUAACACCCAUCCGGAGUUGAGCCAGAUUGAGUCACACUCCCUUGGAAUUCCCGCCUUGGCUGAACGCCUGACGGAGAUUCAGGCCAAGAGGGUGGCCGAUAGCAUCCCGAGGAUCAGACAAGCCAUCCAGAAGGCGCUCGCUGCAAAGGAAUCUGAAUUGCAGACAAUCCCGCUUGCAGCCACGUCCAGUGCUGCAGCUCUGGGCGUGAUUUCUUCUGCAAUUCAGCAGCGACGUGACCUGAUGAGUGGCGUCAUUAGCGGCAGGUAUGGUUCGUUCCAGAGUGACGAGGAGAUGCACUAUGCUGCGAGGCUACACGAGAGGUUCAACAAGUUCGAGGCUGAGAUGCGCGAGGCUCUCCCGAAUUUCCUUGGAAAAGAAUACACUGAAAGGUGUAAAGAGGCGUUGAAAGAGGUGGCAGGGAUUUCACUACCGAACAUGCUGGAUCAGGUUGUGGUAGGACAGCUGGUUCAGGAGGUGGUGGAUAGCAUCGAAGGGCUGUGCUUGCUCCUGGUGAAUGACUGCUUUGCGUAUGCAACCGAGGUGCAGCAGGCUGUGGCGUCUCAUGCCUGCGGGAUAUAUCCUGGGUUGAACAACGUGGUUCACCUGCAAGGGCUCAAUGCUCUGAGGGAGGCCAAAGAGUCUGCAAACCGCUUUGUUCAGGACACGCUGAAGAAGGAACGGAAGGUGAUUUUCACGCUCAACCACUACUACAUGGAUACGGUCUCUAAAAUCCAUGUGAAGAUGGCCGAUUACAGGAAAGCCAGGGCAUACCACCAAGCACAAGUUCAAGUCCCCCCUUCUGUACCCUCUGUUGAAGAUUUCGCUUCCAGCACUGCUUCGCUGACCAACCUGAUCAGCAAUGACGAUCAGGCAGCAAGGGACCUACAGAUCAACAUGUUCUCGUAUGCCAAGGUGAUGCACAAGCGGCUGUGUGAUGCGAUCCCCAUGGAGAUUCGCAUGUGCCUUGAGACCUCUCUCCUCGAUGAUACUGACACUGCUGUGUGGAGGGAAAUUCAUGGUGGGGACAUUUCCAAGAUAGCGGCUCUCAAGGCGGUGGAUCAGCAGCGAAGGGCUCGGCUGGAGGAGAGUAUCAAACGGUUGAAGGCAUCUGAAGCGACGUUGCUGGGCCUUGCAUUUGACGCUCCCAGGCUGCUAGCCUAG